Molecule: messenger RNA, 3543 nt
Organism: Paraphaeosphaeria sporulosa
Lineage: Eukaryota; Fungi; Ascomycota; Dothideomycetes; Pleosporales; Didymosphaeriaceae
Product: mechanosensitive ion channel-like protein family
Exons: 1
Coding region: 163-3177 (1004 amino acids)
Biological process (GO): intracellular calcium ion homeostasis; calcium ion transmembrane transport
Cellular component (GO): membrane
Molecular function (GO): calcium channel activity; calcium ion binding
Source: RefSeq, a predicted model, not a curated record
CGUCUCUUCUACUUAUCGUCACUCGCUGAUAUAAUUUUCCUAAUUGGCGGUCCUUAGUCCCAAAACCAAAGAUAGCAGGGACGUCAUAGCAGCGGCGUCAGGCCAAUUGUCAACGCGAACGUAAAAAUCCACAACCACCGUACACAUUGGACAUCCCCCAUCAUGGUCACUCCAGUCGAGCGGCCGGAGCCGACCUACGAGAUGGACAGCAACACCCACCACCUACCAACACACAUGCCAGCCGCGGGGGCGCAUGGUCAGCGAUCCUCGGAUGACGACGGCACCUUUGUGGGAGAAGAUCUGAGCCAGAAGAACUCAAACCCAGAAAAACAACAAGGCUCGGCGCCUUUUCCACAGCUCGACACAGGCGUUGGCCGAGCCCGGGCGGGUAGCCACCUAACGGUCGACACAGUGCAUUUGGGUCCACCAGGGUCAUUGCAGUCUCCAUCGCAGUCUCGGGAGCAAGCCAGCCGCUUGAAUGACGAACUUGCUAUGCUUCAAGUAGAGCGCGAGGUUUCCAAUGCUGUCGAAGGCCUCGAAAGAGGACAGUCAACAUCCCGAUCCAUGCGACGAACUCGCUCACGUCGGGAAGAGCCCGAGGACGAAUUCGAUGUGGCUACGAACCCGUUGCACGAGAGAGCGGCACUCUACAAACCGCCUGAGAACCCAUCGACCAAAGUGUCUCGCUUUUUCAAGAAAGUUCACAAUUCCAGUUGGGUGGUUCGAUACUUCACCUACAUUACUCCGUUGGUUCUGAUCAUUCUCAUCCCGCUUCUGCUGGGAGCGCUGCUCUUUAAGAACGCAUCGGUAGGCGGUGUUAAGAUGUCCUGGUUCUGUAUCUGGCUCAUGAUCAUCUGGUUGUCGCUUUGGGCCGGCAGAUCGAUAGCCAAGUGUCUGCCUUGGCCCAUUGGCUUGAUCUCGAGUCUCUUCACCAACAAUGACAAGAAAUGGCGAGAUAUGGGCAAGCAACUCGAACUACCCGCAACGCUGUUCUUCUGGUUCCUUGCUAUCGAGAUAUCCUUCCUCCCCACAAUGAAGCACCACCACGUGAACGGCAAUACAGCUACAAAGAACUGGGAAGUUAUCCUUAACAAGAUCCUCAUCUCGCUCCUCGUUGGAAUGACACUCAAUUUCAUCGAAAAGAUUAUCAUCCAGCUCAUUGCUAUUAGCUUCCACUUGCGCACAUACGCCGACAGGAUCGAGCUGAACAAGUUCCAAAUCGGUAGCUUGGCUAAGCUAUACAAAUACUCGAAGGAGAAGAUAGCCAUGGAGGACUCUGAAUUUGAAGCAAAAGAAGGAGGUAUGGCAUCGGGUGCUCGAACACCGGGCCAAUACAUUAAAGAGGCACAGAAAAAUACCAAGGAAGCCUUUAACAAGUUUGGUGACAUUGCUGGAAAGGUUGCUGGAGAUUUCACCGGCCGAGAAGUCACUGGGAGUGGUCAUCCUAAUCAGGUGGUCCUCGCGCUUCUCGGUAGCACAAGCGGUAGCCAGGUCCUGGCCAGACGUUUGUAUCGAACCUUCGCCCGCCCGGAAACGGAGACAGUACACCAAGAUGACUUGAAAUUCGCUUUCGAAAACAACGAUGAGGCGGAUGCGGCAUUUUCCAUGUUCGAUAAGGACAUGAACGGCGACAUUUCCAUGGAAGAGCUGGAGGCGGUCUGCGUUGAGAUCGGCCGUGAGCGGAAGUCCAUCACUGCAUCGCUAAAAGAUCUGGACUCUGUGGUCAGCAAACUUGAUGAUGUGUUCCUGUUCAUCGUUGUCGUCAUCACUAUCCUCGUUUUUAUCUCCAUCAUCUCGACUUCUGCGGCAGGUGUCCUCACAUCUGCUGGCUCUUCGGUCCUUGCACUGUCCUGGCUCUUCUCCGCCACUGCGCAAGAAUUCCUGCAGUCGGUAAUUUUUGUCUUCGUGAAGCAUCCUUUCGAUGUUGGAGACCGCGUCACGAUCUAUGGUAAUACUGGUGCCGCGGGUCUCGGUGACGACUACUUUGUGAAGGAGAUCGCCUUGCUCUACACUGAAUUCAAAAAGAUGGAAGGGCACGUCGUACAAGCGCCCAACAGCUACCUUAACACCUUGUUCAUCCUCAACCAGCGUCGUUCUGGUGCUCUUGCCGAGGCUGUGCCGGUCGUUAUUAAAUUUGGUACCACUCUUGAGCAGAUCGACUCUUUGCGCCAACGGUUGCUAGAAUUCGUGACUGCCGAAAAGCGCGAAUACGGGUCCAACAUCCUUACGGAAUUGAGACAGGUCACCGAAGUUCACUCUCUUACGCUCAAUGUCGUCUUCUUCUACAAGUCUAACUGGCAGAACGAGCUGCUUCGUCUCCAACGCCGCAACAAGUUCAUCUGUUGCUUAAUGGUAUCGAUGCAGGAAUGCGGAAUCGAAGGACCGCGUAUGCGCUACCCUGGACAGAAGGAGUCCUUCCCUCUCUACACGCAACAUCUUCCCCACCAGGCUACACCUGGCGUUGGCCACAACGGCACACCAGACAACCCAAGCGGAAUGCUCCACCAUCAAGCUCAAGACGAACCGAUUGUGCCUGCGCCGGCUUACACCCCAUCAUCUGGCAAUGGAAACGAAGGCGCUCCCGGACGACAGCAAUCCAUUCUUCGUACUACUGGUACACGUGCUCGCGGAGAGUCAAUGGCAGCUAUGGGCCGCCGUGUUGACUUCUCGCUUGGUAUGAAGGAUGUCGACUUUGCCGAGAUUCCAGGCGAUGUCUUCGAGGAUCGAGAGAAUGCCACCCAGCAGCGAGCCACGAUUGGCAGAGUCACUUCUCCUUCCCGGCACUCGACUGAACGCCGCCCCUCCAACGACAUGGCUCGAUCCACCUCGAUCGCCUCUCGACCUAGCCACCAGGCAAACCGUAUUCAGCGCGUGAACACGGACAGUUCGCAACUACGGGAGCGAAGCGUCCACAGGAACCGCUUCUUUGGCCGCAACCGCUCUCGUGGCCAAGAUGAAGAGGCUGCCAUGGCUGACAUUCCUGAGAGCGAUUCGAAUGACAGUAAAGAGAAGCUUGAUCCGCGCUCCGGCCUUAUCAGCCCACAAGCCGUCAGAACGAGCGCCGAAGAGGCUCGUCGUCCGGCGGAGAGCUCAGGCGCCCUGGAGCCUAUCGACCAACGCUUCCAUGCACCGACACGCUCCCAGACGGAGACCUUCGAGAUGAGGCGAUUCCACUAAAUCACAAAAUCACAAGACCACAGUCUUUUAUUUCCUUUAGUCAUUAACUGCACCAAUCCAGCGCGGAGAGCAGCAUAUAGAAAAGCGUAAGCAUGGCGGAUAGGUUGUUUGGCGUUGAGUCCCGGCGCUCAGCAGUAGUGGGCUACGAAUCUUUCCUUCCUUUUGUCGUAAUUAGCAUCUCCAUUAGAUAUCACCAAGACUGGUAAAUCAUCAUAGGUUUACCGCAUAGACACACGAUCCUGUAUCCUGGAGCAACUUGCGCCUUGAUGGGCAUUCUACCUGGCCGGCGUCCAUGUCUACGCGAGGGCAGGUGGAUACACAUCAGCACAAGCGUAACUUUCGACCCGUCUUGAGCCUAGUCAUACA